ACAUUUUCAAAUUACCCAAUUUUAAGAAGACAUUUGAAAGGGAAAUUGGGGUACACGGUUAUAUUUAUAAUCGUCCAUCUUUGUUGAAUAUGAUGAGGAGUUUCACUCAAUUGAAGGAGUUAGUGAAGCCUGCUAAAACCCGAUUUGCAACAGCUUUCUUAACUUUGCAAAGACUUUAUCAACAAAGGAACAACUUGAGGAAGAUGUUUACUUCGGAAGAGUGGACCAAAAGCAAAUGGGCGAAGGAGCCGCAGGGUAAGAAGACAGCUCAAAUAAUGCUAAUGCCUUCAUUUUGGGAUCAUGUUCACCUUGCCCUGCAGUUUUCAUGUCCUCUUGUUCAUGUACUAAGAAUGGUUGAUGGUGAAGAAAAGCCUCCAAUGGGAUAUAUUUACGAGGCUAUGGAUAGGGCUAAAGAAGCUAUUGCAAAUGCAUUCGAUGGAAAGGAAGAGAAGUAUAAAGAGAUCUUUGAAAUCAUUGAUCAAAGGUGGGACAUUCAAUUGCAUCGCCCUUUGCAUGCUGCUGGGUUUUAUUUAAAUCCUAGUUUGUUUUACAAAGAUCCAAAUGCUGCAAAGGACAAAGAAAUCAUGACAGGCCUAUAUCAAUGUAUAUCAAGGUUGAUCCCAACACUAGAGAUCCAAGAUAAAGUUUGUGCAGAAUUAGCUAAGUAUGAGAAGGCUGAAGGACUUUUUCAGAUUCCUAUGGCAAUUAGACAAAGAAGUACAAGGGUACCAGCUGAUUGGUGGAGUUCUUUUGGUCAUGAAACUCCUGAUUUGCAAAAAUUUGCCAUCAAAGUACUUAGUCUUACUUGUAGUUCAUCUGGCUGUGAGAGAAAUUGGAGUGUGUUUGAACAUCUUCACAGCAAAAAAAGAAAUAGGCUUGCUCAAAAACGUCUCAAUGAUUUGGUGUUUGUGAAGUAUAAUAGAGCAUUGAAGCGUCGAUAUAUGAAACGUGCCAAUAUUGAUCCCAUCUCUUUGAAAGAUAUUGAUGAGAGCAAUGAAUGGUUGAUUGGGAGGAUGGAGAAUGAGCUUGUGUUUGCUGAUGAUUCUUUGGGGUGGGAUGAUGUUGCUGUAGCUGCUGGAGUUGAGGAGAGUAACCAAAGAACUAGAUCAAGCACAACUAGGACAACACACCAACAACUUGUAGAUGAAGAAGAUGAAUGGGAAGUUGAUGAUGAGGUUGAAGAGGAGGAUGUGGAUGGAUACAAAUCCAAUGAUGAUGAUGAUGGAGGAGAUGAAGUUCUUCAUGUUGAUGAUGAUGUCUAUUAAGUUUUGAGUACAAUUAUGCAACUUUAGGGCUUAUAUAUUUUCAUUUCCUUUUUGAAUCACAAGUUAGAAGCUUAGUUGCAUUGAAUUAUGUGGAUGAUGAUUUUAGUACAUAAGGUUUUUGGUGGAUGUGAUUGUAAAUGUCAUACUUUAUGCCUUUUGUUGGAUAUUUAUACUUUUUAAUAUACUACAUAUAUUUGUUAUGUUAAAAAUUUUGCUUAUUUUAUAAUUUUGCAUUGCUUUUAUUAUGUGCGCCUCGCUUUGGUGAGGCGCGCGCCUCGCCUCGCGCCUCGCGCUUAGGCUCCAGGACACCUUAUCGCCUCGGUGCACCUAGAGCCUUUUAAAACACUGUCAUAAAGAUUCAGUCAUUUUUUUUUUUAAAUUACUUAAAAACAUAUAUUUAGACAUUUAGAUGUUAUAUAUAUCUUGUGAAUAUGAAAUAUUUAGACUUAAAUUAAUAAAAUUGUUAUUUUGAAUGAUAAUCACGUAGUUUAAUAGGUAAAAAGUUAAUCACGUAGUUUGAUAAUCACGUAUUUUGAAUAUGAAAUAUCUUGUGUGUGUGUGUGUCUCUCUCUCUCUCUCUCUUCUUCUUUGACUUCGUCUUCUCUUCCUCUCUGUUCUCCUUCUCUGCAUUCUAUUUAUAAAUGAUAUUAAUAUAAUAAUAUAUAAUAGUAU
Messenger RNA from Camellia sinensis, 1937 nucleotides. NCBI's taxonomy places the organism in Eukaryota, Viridiplantae, Streptophyta, Magnoliopsida, Ericales, Theaceae. The record is from RefSeq and is a predicted model, not a curated record.